AUGGGUCGCUCAUCUCGUGCCACCCGUCCUUCCCCGUUGGAACUGGACCCUUCCUUCGGUAUCUCUGAAUACACUCGCGACUCGCUGGAAUCGCCGCUUUUCUCUCCAUCAAAGAGAGUCGGAACAAGCUCCAGCGCCGCCACAAGCCCUCAAUCCAUCUCCUCCCCCUCGCGCAGGACCUCCUUCGGCUUCAUCAAGUCCUCGCCCACCGUCAACGUCCACACCACCUGUGGCCGCCACACCGACCAGCUGCUCUUCAGCGGCCCCUCCUUGUCGGGUCUCGCCCGUACUUUUCUGUGGAAGAAGAAGAGACGGACCUCGAGCAACUGA
This is a messenger RNA of Trichoderma harzianum CBS 226.95, 330 nucleotides long. RefSeq lists its product as hypothetical. Bases 1 to 330 code for a protein of 109 amino acids. NCBI's taxonomy places the organism in Eukaryota, Fungi, Ascomycota, Sordariomycetes, Hypocreales, Hypocreaceae. The record is from RefSeq and is a predicted model, not a curated record. The transcript has 2 exons.